This is a messenger RNA of Aphanomyces astaci, 1512 nucleotides long. RefSeq lists its product as hypothetical. Lineage: Eukaryota; Oomycota; Saprolegniomycetes; Saprolegniales; Verrucalvaceae. The coding region runs from base 18 to 1286 and encodes 422 amino acids. The record is from RefSeq and is a predicted model, not a curated record. The transcript has 5 exons.
GGCCGUGUGUGACACUCAUGGCGACGCCACGGGCUGUACAAGAAGAUGACGUGGAGCGACUGGUAAAAUGCCGCACGCGCUCCGAGGUAGAAGCGAGGAAGGCAGCCGAAAGCACGAUGAAGCGUGCGAUGAAAGAAGCGACCGAGUUGAAGAAAGAGCUCAUGAUAUUGCGCAAAGAAAAGGAAGACAGCGAGCGUGCAACGACCGCGCCUGUCGUGUCCAAGCCCGACACAAAGCGAGCGUUGUCCGACGACUCGGUGAAAAAACUAGCCAAGCGGGACAAAGAAAUUGAAGCGCUCAGAGAAGCCCUGGCGCAGAAAGAUGUUGAGAACAAUGCCCUGCAGGGGACCAUGCAGACAAUGUCCCAGCGACUGGAACAAGCAAGCCAGGACGUUCAACGGCUGAGCGACGAAAACGCAGUCGCAGUGGAGACAGCGAAGAAGACGUUGACGGACCUUCGUCAAGCCAAGUCGAGCUUGGACGAACUCAAGCGAAAGCAUCAAAAGGCGGCAAAAGACUGGAAGGAUGAACGACAUGCGCUCGUGGCCGAGAACGCGCAACUGACCCAACGGCAAGAUGAGCUCCAGUCGGCCGCGGGCCAAAGCGCGCAGUUGAAGAAACAGUUGGCUCAAGCACGGGACCGCUUGACAUCCAUCGCUCACGAGUACGAAGAGCGACUACUGGAACGCGAAGCCACCCACGACGCCACUGUGAAAGGCAUCAACCAAUCGUGGCAGACCAAGCUCGACGCCGUGGUGGCCGCCUCAGUUUGUGACGUGGCGGCAGCAUCAAGGGAUGCGAAAGCCGCGGCCGACGCAACGCAUGCAGCAGUCAUCGGUCGCUUGCACGAAGAAUUGCAUCUUGAAAAGGAGGAAAACGUCGACUUGCUGCAAACUGUCAAGUCGCUUCAAGACAAACUGGUUGUGUUGCAGGACGUGGCCCGCGAAGCCGAACUGGCCAAGCAACAAGCGCUGGUCGAUGCCCAACAAGCCCGCGACAUGUGCACGACAGCAGAAGACGCAGCCGACGCCUGCGAAUCCCACGCGCGCAAGUACAAGGAAGAAGGGGCGGUGAUGGAAGAACAGCUGCACUUGAUUGACAAUGCGUUAAAGUUGCGCGGUAUUUCCAUCGACUUUUUGCUGAAAAAGGCAAACGGCAACAACAACAACAACAGCUGUGAUGAGGUUGCGAUCAAAAAGGACAAAGGAUCGUGGAAACUCAAGUCGUCGAAACCCGAAGGGACGCCACCCCCCGACAGCACCACCACCCGAUCCAAACGGAAAUGACCCAAGCGUAUGACGAUUUUGUUAAUUAUACUUGGCCGCAAACUCGUCGUGGAACGCUGGGAACGUUCCGUUGCCAAUAUGACGACGCAUGGCUUUGAAGAACGCAAAGUAGUGAUGCAAGUUGUGCAUGUACCUAGAUAUAUAUAUAGGGUGCGCUGAAUCGAAUGAUCAAAUCGCCAGACAAGCAAAGAUCGACCAAUCCAAACCCAGAACACGAAUCAAGUGG